This is a messenger RNA of Plasmodium adleri (nom. inval.), 399 nucleotides long. RefSeq names its product conserved Plasmodium protein, unknown function. The record is from RefSeq and is a predicted model, not a curated record. Lineage: Eukaryota; Apicomplexa; Aconoidasida; Haemosporida; Plasmodiidae. The transcript is spliced from 5 exons. The coding region runs from base 1 to 399 and encodes 132 amino acids.
AUGAAGAUUAAUAAAGGUCUUUUGUUUAUAUUCCACAUCCUAAUUUUAUUCUAUGAAAUUUAUAUGGUUUUAUCAAAUAGUGCAAGAAAGGAUGAAAUGAAUAUUAUGGAUUUUUUUCCUAGUAAUUCUUUAUUGUAUCCAUUGGAUUUUCAAAAGAAUUGGCAAGCAUCAGAACCUAUCCCAUUAAAUAUACAUUAUAGUGUUCCAGCAUAUGGGGAUAAGGAUAUGCUUAAUUCUUUAGAGUAUCAUAAUGAUUUAGAAAUAUAUAAUAAUGAAAAAGAGGAAAUCAAACGAAGAAUUAUAAGCGAACAGAAAAGGAUGGAGGAUAACCUAUGGAAUAAAAUUCAACUUUUGAAAUUAAAACAAAAGAGAAUUGAGAACCAGAAUUAUUUAAGAUAA